Aedes albopictus (Asian tiger mosquito) is the source of this 396-nucleotide messenger RNA. RefSeq names its product ATP synthase membrane subunit K, mitochondrial-like. Bases 134 to 292 code for a protein of 52 amino acids. The record is from RefSeq and is a predicted model, not a curated record. The transcript has 3 exons. Lineage: Eukaryota; Metazoa; Arthropoda; Insecta; Diptera; Culicidae.
GCAAAUGGAUUGAGUGUUAUGUAACCUAACCUCAAACUGCCUGGAACUCUUGACAUUUUGCUUUCAAUUCGCUGAAGACGUACGAUCCCUUCUGUUGGUUCUUCAAAAACAGUCCGUAAAUUUUCAUCUAAAAAUGGCCGGCGGAGAUCACGUUGACGAAACUAAGCUAAAGGGAUUGUCCCGCUACUUCAAUGGCGAAACCAUCAAGGGACGAGCCAAUGUUGCGAAGGCCACCUACGCCGGUCUCGGACUACUAAUCCUGUACUUUUCCCUGAAACCGUCGAAGAAGUGAAUGAUGUAGUCCAACUUUGUUAGGAUAAGGAUAAAGUACAUCUUGUCGCUUUAGAGUCGGGAAACAGUGAAAAAUAUAUAUUAUGCAACAGCGCUAAAAGUCGA